Miscanthus lutarioriparius is the source of this 951-nucleotide messenger RNA. The record is from the annotation of a GenBank genome assembly. NCBI's taxonomy places the organism in Eukaryota, Viridiplantae, Streptophyta, Magnoliopsida, Poales, Poaceae.
AUGCAUGGCCGUCGUCUCCUCCUCCCCGCUGCGCUCCUACACCUGCACCUGCUGCUGGUGCCACUGUCGCCAGUGCAGGCGCGUGUGACGGCCCUGAUCGUGUUCGGUGACUCCACGGUCGACGCCGGCAACAACAACGACAUCCCGACGGCGGUGCGGAGCAACUUCCCGCCGUACGGGCGGGACUUCCCGUUCCCUCCGGGGCGCGCCACGGGGCGGUUCAGCAACGGCCGCGUGGCCACCGACUUCUACUCGGAGGCCCUCGGGCUCGGCCGCGCCUUUGUGCCGGCCUACCUUGAUCCGGACUACGGCAUCGGGGACAUGGCGAUCGGUGUUUGCUUCGCCUCCGCCGGCUCUGGGCUUGAUGUUGCCACCUCACGUGUCUUUAGAGUGAUCCCCCUGUGGAAGAAACUGGACAUGUUCCGGGAGUACAAGUCCCGGCUGGCUGACCACUUGGGCGCCGCCGAGGCACACGCCGUGGUGGCCGGCGCCGUGUACGCCGUGAGCAUCGGCACCAACGACUUCAUCGAGAACUACUUCGCGCUGACAACGACGCGGUUCCUCGAGUUCACGCUGGCCGAGUACACGGACUACCUCGUGGGCCUCGCCCGGGGCUUCCUGGCGGAGCUCUACGGCCUGGGCGCCCGCAAGCUGGGCGGCGAGCUGCCGGGCGCCGAGAUCCGGGUGGCGGAGGUCUACGGCUUCUUCGAGGACAUGGUGCGCGACCCGGGGAGGCACGGCUUCGCGCGCGCCGACGUGGGGUGCUGCGGGACGGGCACCUACGAGAUGGGGUACGCGUGCGGCGCGUGGGCGGCGGCGGCGCCGGCGGGGACAGGGACGUGCCCGGACGCCGACAGCUACGUGUUCUGGGACGCCGUGCACCCCACGGAGCGCGCCAGCCGCCUCGUCGCCGACCACCUCAUCAACACCACCUUCGGCCGCUUCGUCUGA